Molecule: messenger RNA, 1149 nt
Organism: Cavenderia fasciculata
Lineage: Eukaryota; Evosea; Eumycetozoa; Acytosteliales; Cavenderiaceae
Exons: 1
Coding region: 1-1149 (382 amino acids)
Biological process (GO): carbohydrate metabolic process; chitin catabolic process
Cellular component (GO): extracellular region
Molecular function (GO): chitinase activity
Source: RefSeq, a predicted model, not a curated record
AUGUAUACAUUUACAAUUAUAAUCAUUUUAAUUUCAAUUGCCAUUUCAUUUUCAAGUGUUAAUGCAGCAUUUUGUAAUGAUCCAACCAAAAACCAAAAUUUACCAUUGCAGUGUCGUACUGCUCCAGCUUGUGGAAGUAUUCUGUCGCCACCACCAAUCAACUAUGAUUUAAAAAAGGUUUGGUCCUACAUUAUUGCACCCAACGUUGAUUUCUAUAACAACUUGACCCGCAAGGACACAUUAUUGUUGCAAAGCAAUAGUAUAAUCCUCACCGACUUUGCAACUUGGACAGACAAGAAUGCACUUGCUUUGUUGAUUUGUGUCGCCCAUUUGAACGGUGCUCAAGUUCAUCACUGGGUUGGCUUUGAUUGUGGAGCCAAAGUAAAUGGUGUCUUUACCUAUCCUUGUCAAGCCUACAUGGCAAACAAUGGGUAUGUAGCCGAUGUUGGAUUGGUUUCUAGUAUGGGUGCCGAUGGUUUCAACAUUGAUUUUGAAGGUAGCUCUACCUUUGUUCCACCCAACACUUUCAAGAAUCAAUGGAUGAAGACUAUCUACAACUAUACCAAGUGGAUCAACUACUAUGUCGUCUCUACUGCCGUCCCAUGUCACUAUGACCAAAACCAAUGGAACACUGAUUACAGUGACUACUUUUUUGCCAUGUGUUAUGAUAUGGGUGGUAAUGAUGGAAUGAUUCGUUCCAAUUCUCCCUAUGAUACCGUUCGUAAUGGUAUCACUACUUGGAAGGCAUAUGUAAACAAACCAGGAAAGAUUGUAGUUGGUCUUCCACUGUACUCUUACUUUGCCAACUGUGGACCCAUGGACUAUGGUCUCUAUGGUACCACAUGCAACUACAACCCAGCAUCAUAUCCAAAUGGUCUACCAUCGAUUGGGUUAAAUGGUAUCUACAAUGCUAUUGGUACCGCCUAUUUGGUUGGUGAUGGAAUUACAUCAAACUCUAGAACACCCUAUGUCAACUUGAUGGCUUCCAAUGAUGCCAUCUCCCAAUACCAAUACCAGUCACCAUCAUCCAUCUAUCAAAAGGUUUUGGGGUUGGGUGUUGGAGGCGCUGGUUUCUUUAGAGUCGAUCUUUUAACUGGUCUUCCACUCUCUGUCAUUAAAGCUUAUUAUGUUUCUGCUCAAAGUCUUUAA